Molecule: messenger RNA, 2163 nt
Organism: Nicotiana attenuata
Lineage: Eukaryota; Viridiplantae; Streptophyta; Magnoliopsida; Solanales; Solanaceae
Product: putative indole-3-acetic acid-amido synthetase GH3.9
Exons: 5
Coding region: 157-1965 (602 amino acids)
Cellular component (GO): cytoplasm
Molecular function (GO): acid-amino acid ligase activity
Source: RefSeq, a predicted model, not a curated record
UUUGGUUCUUCACAAUUCAUAGAGAAAAAAUUUCCCGAUAUGGCGUAUUGCUAGUUUUUCUCCUCUUUUUACCAGUACUUGCUUUUAUUUCUUAAAUUUAAUUAACAUUACUAAUUAAAUUACAGUUUCUUUAUAUUUUCUUGAAUAAAAAAUCAUAUGGACGGAAAGAAAUUAGAGUACAAGGGGAAGGAGGCAAUGAAAGAGAUUGAGAGACUAACGAAGAACGCUGAUGAAGUUCAAGAGGGAAUUCUAAGAGAAAUUCUAUCUCAAAAUGGGGAAACUGAAUACUUGAAAAAAUUCAUAGGAUCAAAAGAUAAUAAACAAGUCUCAAAAUUCAAGAGUCUUGUGCCAGCAAUUACUUACGAGGAUAUUCAGCCUUAUAUCCUACGAAUUGCUAAUGGAGAAGACUCUAAUCUUAUUUCUGCGGACCCAAUCACUGAAAUGCUUUGCAGCUCAGGGACGUCAGGCGGGGAGCCGAAGUUGAUGCCUUCAAUUGCUCAAGAUCUCGAUCGUCGAACGUUUCUCUACAAUCUCAUUAUGCCUAUUAUGAACCAGUACAUACCAGGACUUGAUGAAGGUAAAGCCAUGUUCCUCUACUUUGUCAAGGCAGAAAUGUCUACACCUUGUGGCAUACCAGCAAGGACAGUACUAACAAGUUACUACAAAAGCAAGCACUUUAAAUGUCGACCAAAGGAUCCUUAUAACGAUUUCACAAGCCCAGACCAAGCUAUACUUUGUUAUGACAGUAACCAAAGCAUGUAUUGCCAGUUACUAGCAGCACUUGUCUAUCGCCACCAAGUCCUUCGAAUCGGGGCCGUUUUCGCCUCCGCCCUCCUUCGUGCCAUCUCUUUCCUCCAACGUAAUUGGCAAAAUAUGUGUCAUGACAUUCGAACAGGCCAAUUAAACGCCAUGAUCAUCGAUGUUUCUUGUCGAUCUGCUCUGUCCAAUAUUCUUUCGACUUUAAACCUAGAUUCUGAUAUCGUUGCAGAUGAGAUUGAGGAAAUUUGUGGACGUUCGUCGUGGAAGGGGAUAAUUUGCCAACUUUGGCCUAAGGCGAAAUAUAUUGAGGCAGUGGUCACAGGGUCCAUGUCACAAUAUAUACCAGCUUUAGAGUACUAUAGUGAAGGAAGAUUGCCUUUAAUUUGUACAAUGUAUGCCUCGUCUGAAUGUUACUUUGGUGUGAAUUUGAAACCCUUGAGUCCUCCAGAUGAGGUGUCUUUCACCCUAUUGCCUAAUAUGGCAUAUUUUGAAUUCAUACCUUUAGGAGCUAAUGGAACUUUCUUAAUGGACUUGGACGAGGAACAGUUUGUGCCUCAGAGUAAGCUGGUUGACCUGGUCCACGUUAGACUCGGUUAUUAUUACGAGUUGGUGGUUACUACAUUUUCAGGACUGUAUCGGUAUCGCAUUGGAGAUGUGUUGCAAGUAAGUGGAUUCCACAAUAAAGCCCCUCAAUUCAGAUUCAUUUGCCGAAGAAACGUGGUGCUCAGCAUUGACAAUGACAAGACCAACGAGAAAGACUUGCACAGGAGCAUCACCCUCGCCAAGAAACUCCUGGAACCGCACCAAGCUCUGCUCGUCGAAUACACCAGUUACGCCGACGCCUCUUCCGUGCCAGGGCACUACGUCCUCUAUUGGGAGAUCGUUCACAGCCAUUCCAUCGUGAACAAAGAUGUGAAUGUGGAAGCACAAGUAGUUGAAGAGUGUUGCAUUGCCAUUGAAGAAGAGCUUGACUACAUAUACAGACGGUGUCGGACGAACGACAAGUCCAUUGGGCCGUUGGAGAUUCGAUUGGUGAAGCCAGGCACUUUUGAAGCGUUAAUGGACUUGCUUAUAAGUCAAGGUGGAUCCAUUAAUCAGUACAAAACUCCAAGAUGCAUUAUCUCCAAUGACUCUGCACUUCAACUUCUAAAUUCUAGCAUCAAAGCUUCUUAUUUCAGCCCAAGGGAACCUUCUUGGAAUGCUUGAUCCUGCUAACAAACUUAAUUUCCCUUUUGAUUUAUUAAGCUAACAUCCAAGUUGCACUUUGAGGAUUGUGGCUGUUUAACCAAAAAGUGGAAUUUCAGUCAAAGCUUAUUUUAGAAGAACUCGGGUUACUGAUAAUCAAAUAGAAAUAAGAAUAAUGGAUGUAAAUAAAGGAUGAAUAGAAAGCGAAGUAAAUCAGUA